Messenger RNA from Scaptodrosophila lebanonensis, 349 nucleotides. RefSeq lists its product as uncharacterized. The transcript has a single exon. The record is from RefSeq and is a predicted model, not a curated record. The coding region runs from base 40 to 321 and encodes 93 amino acids. NCBI's taxonomy places the organism in Eukaryota, Metazoa, Arthropoda, Insecta, Diptera, Drosophilidae.
UCCUAGGUAUCAAGGUUUUGACUUAAUAAUUUAUGUAUAAUGCCCAAUUCUGUGCCACCAUAUAAGCCACCAAAAGAAAUUCAGCAAUUAUUAAUACAAAGGCAGCGACAACAAGAACAGCAGCAACAGGCAGGCCAGCGUAGACGAACUGCCAUUCUUCCCAAGCGCAGUUGGAUACAGCGGAAUCCUCGUCUCUUUCAAAUUGCCAUCUUGACCACGUCGAUGCUAAUUUUUUUUUCCAAGCCAUUGUUUGACGCGUUCAUUGCUGAUCCUUUACCGCUGCCGCCGAAAGGAGAACGUGUGGCUCCCCAUAAACGAUAAGGUAUGGAAUCUGUGCGCAAAGCCAAUC